UAAAUAUAUAAGGCAUUCCAAUUUUUUCCUUUUCUUGAAGUUUUAUCGAAUAUAAAAUGGAAGCUUAGACUGAUGAAUAGGCGGACAGCGCACUGAUUGGUCCGUUGUUUUUGCACCAACCAAUUGGCCAGGACAUUAGCGAGUCCACCCGGCGAAGUCCCCGCCCACACGCGAUGUCUAUGCAAAUAUAGUGGCGACGCUUCCAACAGGACAAACGAGUAGAGCACAGGACAGGCUUUCGUCCGUCAGAGGGAGUCCACUGGCUUAGUUUUAGAACUUUGUAGUUUGUUUGUUUUUUUCUUUUUUUUUUAUAUAUAUCUUUCCCCCCGGUACGUGAGCACUUGGAAGCGUCGGUGUGAACUUUUCUAUUUGUAAUUUUCUGCGGGGGUUCAGUUCCUCAGUGCUGAUUGAGUAAAUCCUUCUCUCUCCCGAGACGCGGCGGCUCCGUGUUCCCGAGUUGAUGCAUUUCUUCACUGGGUGUAGUGUGCUCCAUGGACUAAAGUGUAUAGGCGAAGAGCGUUUAUCUUGUCCAGACUUCGUGUAUAAAGGCCUCUAAGGUUUGCAUUGUGUGAACGACGGGAAAAAAAAAAAGAAAAGAAAAAUGUUGUGGAAGUUGGCAGAUAACGUGAAGUACGAGGAGGAUUGCGAGCAGGAGAGGCACGAUGGCAACAGCAAUGGAAAUUCACGUCUACCGCAUCAUCCAGUGGUUAGUCAGCCCCUCUACAGUCCAGCACCUUCUCUGUCACACUCAACCGGCUCUGACUUUCAACCACCAUACUUCCCUCCUCCCUACCAACCACUACCAUACACCCAGCCGAACGACCCGUACUCUCAUCUAGGCGAUCCAUUCAACAUCAAUUCUAUUCACCAGUCCCCGACGUCUAAUCAGCAACAGCCAUGGCUUGGUCGUCAAAACCAAGAUGGGAUCGGAACACAUGCCCGCAGUGGAUUUGCCACUCAGAUUCUAGGCUUAGACAGUGGAUCAUCGAGUGUUCGUAGGGAUGGCAUCCGACGGCCAGACUUGCUACCUCCACAUGUCCAUGGACUUGAGUCAACAAUGGGCGAGAAUAUGGGACUGCAUGAAAUGGGGCAAGGACUUGAUGAUGUCCAACAUGUGGAUGACCACAGUAUUGUAAUUGCUGACCAGACAGUCAUCAAGAAAGGACCGUUGACUCAUCCUAAGGGCAACCCCAUAGGUGUUCCUUUCCAGAGGGAGUCCCUGCUGGGCAUGGUUUCCAAUCCCACAGAAGUGUUCUGUUCUGUCCCCGGUCGACUCUCUCUGCUCAGCUCCACCUCUAAGUACAAAGUGACUGUAGCCGAGGUUCAGAGACGGUUAUCCCCACCUGAGUGUCUCAACGCCUCCCUGCUUGGUGGGGUACUACGCAGGGCUAAAUCAAAGAAUGGUGGGAGAUCACUCAGAGAGAAGUUGGAUAAGAUUGGGCUAAACUUGCCAGCAGGUCGCAGGAAGGCGGCGAACGUCACUUUGCUAACAGCGCUUGUAGAAGGUGAGGCUGUACACCUGGCCCGAGACUUUGGUUAUGUCUGUGAGACAGAGUUUCCAGCUAAGGCGGUGGCUGAAUAUUUGGGAAGACCCCAUGUUGAACGUAACGAGAUCAACACGCGCAAGAACAUGCUUCUGGCUGCCAAGCAAAUAUGCAAGGAGUUCACAGACCUCCUGACCCAGGAUCGCAGUCCACUGGGCAACUCACGACCAGUUCCCAUCCUGGACCCAGGCAUCCAAGGCUGCUUGACCCACUUCAGUCUAAUCACACACGGCUUUGGCUCACCAGCCAUCUGCGCUGCCAUGACCUCCCUGCAAAACUACCUCAAUGAGGCUCUGAAGCAGGUGGACAAAAUGUACCUUAAUGCACCUGGAGAUUCCUCACAAAGCUCCUCAGAUGGAAGCAGUAAAACUAUGGACAAGAUGGACAAGCACAGGAAGUGACGUGUCCAAGAUGUGAUGGAACAUUCUAACAUUCUUUGGACCACAGAGCGAGCGGUGUCUCAUCACCUUCACAGAGUGGCUCGGUAUUCCUUUUUGCAUAUUUUGGUCUUCCACAGAGGUUUUCCUUUUUGUUCCUCUGAGUAACAUCUCCAACAGCAUCUCUAGACAUAUGCUCAGCCAAAAAGAAAUGGAGGGAGCAUUUUUUCCUUUUUUUUUUUUUAACCAGAUACCAUUUCAAGAGUUCAUAUGUGGAUUUUAGCUUUUUGUUGUUUUUUCAUGAAGAGGAAGUCCCAAAUUUUGUAUGCCAUCUUCUUUGGUGCUGACCCUCUAUACAACAUGCAGAGGACAUGUGAUCCACUUUGAGAGAAUAAGUAGCUUUUUGCUUGACUUCAUUUGGAUGCAGUGUUAUUAUACUUCUGUCUGUGGGAGUAUUGUUCACAUGAAUGAGUGUUAUGUAUGUCUCUAUUCUCUUCAACUAAGUUUAGAUAUAAAUGUCCCUAAAGGCACUGAAAUAUUUGUCAAGUGACAAUUUGGGCUAAAUACAAUAAGUUCUUUUAGGGGUGUUUUUUUUAGUGUCUUUAUUAGCUUUACACCAAAAGUUCACCGAUUAAGAUCACAAUGUUGAACAAAUAUGCCCCAGUUAAGAACACUGGCCACCUGCAUAAUCUUUUUAUCCAUAUCCAACAGUUUUCCUUGAUGAUCAGAUAAAUGCAUGUGUGUUUUGUGUGAUAUUAUACAUGUUUUCUGUAAAUACAGUAUGUCUUUUUAUACUUUUAGAUUAAAUGGACUAGAAAAUUUGCCUCCACUUAUCUUGCCCUAAAUGUAAAUAUUUUCUAAUUUAUGUUGUAAUUUAAUGGGAUUUGUAAAUACUGGUACAAUUCUGGUGUAUGGUUUUGCUUUCGAAAAAAGACGUCUUAAUCUUUCUAUAAAUAGAUUAGUUUUUUAUCAUAUAGUCGUUAAGCCUUGGGGAUUGUUUUCUUUUCAUAUAUGUGUAAAAGCCUUUUAAAGCUUUAGGAUAAAGAAGAAUAAAAAGACAUCACUGUU
Messenger RNA from Silurus meridionalis, 2989 nucleotides. It is a transcript of the gene tfap2c, whose product is annotated as transcription factor AP-2 gamma (activating enhancer binding protein 2 gamma). Gene Ontology annotation, molecular function: RNA polymerase II transcription regulatory region sequence-specific DNA binding; DNA-binding transcription factor activity, RNA polymerase II-specific. The transcript has 7 exons. NCBI's taxonomy places the organism in Eukaryota, Metazoa, Chordata, Actinopteri, Siluriformes, Siluridae. The record is from RefSeq and is a predicted model, not a curated record. Gene Ontology annotation, biological process: anatomical structure development; regulation of transcription by RNA polymerase II; regulation of cell population proliferation. Gene Ontology annotation, cellular component: nucleus. Bases 602 to 1945 code for a protein of 447 amino acids.